This is a messenger RNA of Diuraphis noxia (Russian wheat aphid), 3829 nucleotides long. It is a transcript of the gene msi, whose product is annotated as RNA-binding protein musashi. Lineage: Eukaryota; Metazoa; Arthropoda; Insecta; Hemiptera; Aphididae. Gene Ontology annotation, molecular function: mRNA binding. Gene Ontology annotation, cellular component: cytoplasm. Gene Ontology annotation, biological process: regulation of translation. The record is from RefSeq and is a predicted model, not a curated record.
CCACCACCGAACGACGGUCGACGGCGGCACGCACUCACAAAAACCAGUACACACGACGGACCACGCUCCACGCGCGUCACUCCGUCGUUCUCGCUCGCUCUUGCUCACCGCGCUCUCCAUCGUCCUUCUCUCUCGCCGCGCGCCGUCGCGACGUACGACUGCUGCUGCAGCUGCUAUAUACAAAAGACAGAGAGCGCGCGUGCGCACCGCUACACACGGGCACACAGACGAACGUUUCGCGGCCCGUCGGUCGUCGCACAAACCCCUUCAGCGUUCAGUGUCUCACGUGCUCCGCAUACGUUCGGUGGUCGUUCGCUCUUGUUCGCACAUUAUACUACAUUUUAGUACACCGCCUGCACAACCACCAAACAUAAUAACACAACGUUAUUGUUAUACCCACCAUAAUAAUAUUGUGUUUAUACCGCGGUAUAUUAUUGUUUUAUAAUACAUGUACUCGCGUUCGUUUUCGGCUAUAAAUCCGAUAGGCCACAAAUUAAAGAAAUUUUGCUGAAAUUAAAAAAAAAAAUCUACUUAUAGCAGAUUUCAAGUGUUGAGGGAUAAUAUUAUUAUUAUACUAAUAUAUUACGAUAUCGUUACCGCCGUCUUCAUCUCAGAUAUUUCACCCCCGAUCAGCCGACUCGCGUUCAUGACCAAGGUCGUCUGCGUUUGCUGCUGAAACCGUUUUCGCGGUCUUAAGAUUUUUUAGGAUUCCAAGAGAUCACUUCAACGAGAGUUACCGAAAAGGUUUAACACUGGCUAUCGCUACUUCCAAACUGUAUUCCCAGGCUCCUUUACGAGUGUCAACGAGGCUAUACUUAUGAGCGUCCUUGACCGAACCGUGUUCAAAGUUGAACACAAAUUAUUAUAAUGCCGGAUUUAACGUUUUCGUGUCGUUGAUGUGGUUGGAUAGAAUUUUCCGACCUCAGAAGCCCGAAGGAGGACGGGAAUACUAUUCCUCCUACUUACAUGAACACACCCGAAAUUCGCGUCCGUUCGGCCGUGUUCAUACCUGUUCAUGACAGACCCUCUAUUUUUCAGCCUUAAUUUGGGAGUGGAUCAAAUGGCUACGUUGGCCGAACACGCGGCUGACUUUAGCGGCAUGCUGGCCGCUAGUGGUAUGGGCAUGCCGCAGCCGAUGACCGCCACACCGGUGCCACUCGCUUUGCACCCGCACCACCAGACAGUACGCGGCCCGCUACCGGGCCUGGUGAAAAUCGCUCAGCCUCAACCGACGGCGGUGUCGGCGGCCAACAAGUCGGGUUCGCCUCUACAAAACGGCAACCAAUCGGCUCAAGACGUCGCGGCUGUGGUGGCCGCACAACAGCAGCAACAACAACAGCAACAACAACAGCAAUUACAACAACAGGCCAUCAUCGGCGGUGGCAAACAGAAUGGCGCCGUAGCAGUCGAACAAAUGGUUUCGGCACCAUCUCCCAGCGGUCGGUCAACGCCAAACAGCAGUACCGAGGGCACGUCGGCCAAACUCUUCGUCGGUGGACUCAGCUGGCAGACAUCAGCCGACAAGCUCAAACAGUAUUUCGGUAUGUUUGGUGAUGUGACCAACGUGCUUAUUAUGAAAGAUCCCAUCACGCAGAGGAGUCGUGGUUUUGGAUUCAUCACGUUUUCUGAUGCAGAAACCGUGGAAAAGGUGUUAGCCGUGCCCAUACACACGUUGGACGGCAAGAAGAUCGACCCGAAACACGCUACACCCAAGAACCGCCCAAAGGCCGGCAGUAAGACCAAGAAAAUAUUCGUUGGCGGUGUCAGCCAAGACACCACCGCGGACGAGGUAAAAGCGUACUUCAGCCAAUUUGGCAAGGUGGAGGAGACAGUGAUGCUGAUGGACCAGCACACCAAGCGUCAUCGUGGCUUCGGGUUCGUCACGUUCGAGAAUGAUGACAUAGUGGACACGAUAUGCGAGAUCCACUUCCACACGAUCAAGAAUAAGAAGGUGGAAUGCAAGAAGGCGCAACCCAAGGAACUGGUGCAGCCAGCGGCCGCGGCCGCCGCAGGCCUGUUAUUGGGCAAGCGCCCCGUGUUGGUCGGUGGACCGCUAGGCGUCCGUGUGGCAGCUGCCCCGGUGUCGCAGGCUAGCCACCAGCUGGCAGCCGUGCAACAAGCUCAGGCACAGGCCCAAGCGCAGGCUCAAGCCGCCGCGGCCGCGGUGGCCGCGCACAACUACAACAAGUUGUUCGCUACGUACCCAGGACUAGCCAGCUACCGUUACGCCCCGUAUCCAGUGCCGGUGACCGCAGCUGCGGCCCCGCAGCCAGCAGCCGCCGCCCCGCAACCGGUGCCCACAGCUGCCGCGGCCACGCAGGCCGCAUAUCCGGCCUACAGCCUGUCCGGCAUCGACAUGAGUGGCUUCCAAGGCAUCGACUGGUCGUCCAUGUAUGGCAUGGGCGGCAUGUACGUUUAGGCCCGUUUUAACCCUUAUUGCGCGCGUCCUGUGCUGUUUGUAUGUUGUGUGUUGGUCAGGUCAAUUUUUUUUCGCGUGAAUGAGAAAACCGAACAAAAAAAUAAAACGAAAAACAUUCUCUUGUUGCUCAGAUACAUUCUAUCAUUGAAAUUAUUUUUUUAAUAUUUAACCAAAAAAAUCCCAAUAAUACCCCAUCUGAACCCUCCUCAUAUCCUCCCAUGCCCAACCGCAUUUCAUUAUCUUUUUUGUUUUUUUUUUAUUCGAACUCGACGAGGCUGACAGCCAGAUCUUCGGAGAUCAAUCCGCGCGUGUGCCAUACCACUGCCUCAUUGUCGUGAGUUAUAUUUUUCAAAGGAUUAAAACUAACGAUUUCUAGUCAGUUAUCAUUAAUAUUAAUUUAUUAUUUUUUUUUUUUAUGUAUUAUUAUUACUAUCAAUAAUAAUUAUUAAUUUUUAAUAUUUCUCAACUUUCUCAUAGUAGUGUGGUUAGUGUCUAAAUAAUGUGUAUUUAAUUAAUUAGUUAAUGUAUUAUUUUGCUCUUUAAUAAAAAAAUUCCAAUGAUCAGUAGAGAAAAUACAUUCCAUUAAGGACCAAAGCUCACAAGCAUACAUCAUGAAAAUUUUUUUUAAAUACCAUUUCAUAAAUUAUAUUCUCUUUUCUCUAUAUAUUUCAUUCACUCUCACUCACUCUCUCUCUCUCUCUUUCUCUCUCUUUAUGCAUGUAUACGUAUAUUUAAAUUUUGUUUAUAUGUGUAUACAUGCAUAUACAUGAUAAUUAUAAAUCUUUCGCUUCUUAUAUCAAACGCUUCUUUAAAAUCAGAUUUACUAACUCGCUAUAGUACAGUAGUUUAACUUAGAAAGAAAACAUAAAGUACGAACAUGUAUAACAAAAAAACAAUAAUUUUUAUAAUAUGUAUAUAUUUUUUUGUUUAUUUUCUCACUACUUAUUGUAUACUUAAAUCAGUAGAAAACAAGACAUUGGAGUUGUUCAACAAUUUAAUUUUAGCUGUCCGCCUUAGUGAUCAAUCGUACAUUGUUUUUUUUUUUUUAAUUUUAUUUUUAUUGUCUAAAAUCUCACGAGUUCAAUAUUUAGUUAGACAUUUAAAAAAUUAUAACGUAUAAUAUUAUCUACUAUGAAUAUAAUAAUUUAAUUUUUCAGCGCGUUUUAGUUUUUAGUUUGUUAGAAUUAAACAAGUAAAAGUUACGAAAAGCACUGAUUCGACUGGACAAUACUAAUUAGAACAUUAUUAUAUGUAUGUAAAGCAAUAAUACUUAAAAGGUUAUUGAUCUCUUUGUUUAUUUAUAUAUAUUUUUUUUUUAAAUCUUUUUUUAGUAUAGUUUUAAUCUAGUUGUAAGCCCUCUAUUUUUGUAACAUUUUGAGAGUUAAUAAAAAGGAAGACAAAGCAAUUAUA